AUGGAGGAACUGGCCCGGGAGAGCAUCAGCCUGCUGGCCCGGUCGGCAUCUUCAGCCGAUCCCCCGAGGCUCGGCUCGUUCGGAGCGGUGUUCAUCAUGCUGAAGUCCGCGCUGGGAGCGGGACUGCUCAACUUCCCCUGGGCCUUUGGGAAGGCUGGGGGUGUGAACACCGCCAUCACUGUGGAGCUGGUGUCUCUGGUAUUCCUCAUCAGCGGCCUGGUCGUCCUGGGUUAUGCGUCGUCCGUCAGCAGACAGAAGACCUAUCAGGAUGUAGUGAGGGAGGUGUGUGGACGAGCAGUGGGACAGCUCUGUGAAGUCUGUUUUUGCUUUAACCUCUUCAUGAUAAGCGUCGCCUUCCUGGUGGUGGUGCAAGACCAGCUGGAAAAACUGUGUAUUUCUUUAUACGAGACUGUGACCGGAUCAAGUGAGGCAGACAUGCCUUAUCACUGGUACACUGACCAGCGCUUUGCCCUCUUCAUCAUGUGUCUUCUCAUCAUCCUGCCUCUGUCCAUCCCAAAAGAAAUCGGCAUACAGAAAUACACAAGUGUAUUAGGGACGCUUGCUGCUACGUAUCUCUGUGUUGCUGUCGUUGUCAAGCAUUAUCUAAUGGACAGCCACAGGAUUAUUUACCCAGAGCAAAGCCGAGGAGUCAGUACCUGGACCUCCAUGUUUAGUGUGGUACCAACCAUUUGCUUUGGCUUCCAGUGCCAUGAAGCCUGUAUAGCAAUCUACAGCAGUAUGGAGAACCAGAAGCUCCUCCACUGGGUGGCCAUCUCUGUGCUCUCCAUGUUUUUCUGCUUGCUCACUUACACUCUGACUGGUGUGUAUGGCUUCUUGACCUUUGGGCAAGGCGUAGCCUCAGAUAUUCUGAUGUCAUAUCCUGGAAAUGAUGUGGUGAUGAUCAUCUCCAGGCUGCUUUUUGGAGUAUCGAUCAUCACGAUAUAUCCCAUUAUUCUUCUGCUGGGGAGGUAAUUCAAGUCUCAGUGGAGUUUGUGUGGUUUUGAGGAUCCUCAUGUUGUCUCUGCGUGGAACAGGUCUGUGAUCCUGAACCUGGUGCUGCGACUUCAAAGAAAUCGUCGGGGGGUCGUCACUCAUUCGUUUGAGAGUCGCUGCAGAGUCGUUCUGACUGUGGCCUGGAUCUCCUUCACGCUUCUGAUUGCCAUGUUUGUCCCAGACAUGGCCGACGUCAUCAGCGUCAUUGGAGGAAUCAGUGCCUUCUUCAUCUUCAUCUUCCCUGGUCUUUGCUUAGUGUUCACAAUGCAAACUGAAGAUGUCUCUCCAAGACUCCGGGACAUUUUAACCAUCUGGGGCGUUGUAACAAUCGUGGUUGGAGCUUUCAUCUUUGGACAGAGCACCACCAUUGCUGUGAUGGAGAUUUUCCACAAGUUCAAAGCGUAAGAAAGCAGGUCCUCUACAGCAGAACCUCACCUCUUCUGUCGAACUGGACAUUGAAUUUCCAUGUCUGUCUUUUACUUGUACACAUACAGUAAAUAUACAUUUUGUCUUCUUGAGCAGAACAUGUGUUAAUAGAAUAUGUUUGUGUGUUGUGCAAUUUUCAGUUUAAAUGGAUUUUAUUUUAAGCAGAACAUGUUUGUGUAAUAAGUCUGUAUAUAUAUUUGUUUAUGGUUAAGUAUGUUUGCAGCAGAAGUAUACAGAUGAUCUGUCUUUUUGAGUAUUCAUGUAUUCUUACUGAACCUUGCCAGGGGGCGCUAUUGCACCAUUUAUAAAUGACUGAACUAUAUUCCCCCCCCCCCCCCCCCCCCCCCCACUUCACAUCAUGUAUAAAAUUGUUUAUUGUCGAUUUCGGCAAUAUUUUGUCCCCUUUCUGCUCAUCUCUGUGACGAUUUGCUUGAGUGAAAUGAGAAGUAUGCUUUAAACCUUAUUUCUUUCAGGG
This is a messenger RNA of Xiphophorus hellerii (green swordtail), 1894 nucleotides long. RefSeq names its product solute carrier family 38 member 8b (gene slc38a8b). Lineage: Eukaryota; Metazoa; Chordata; Actinopteri; Cyprinodontiformes; Poeciliidae. The transcript has 9 exons. Gene Ontology annotation, cellular component: membrane. The record is from RefSeq and is a predicted model, not a curated record. Gene Ontology annotation, molecular function: L-amino acid transmembrane transporter activity. Gene Ontology annotation, biological process: amino acid transmembrane transport.